AAUCAAGUGGAGAGGAGCUUACGUUGAUGCCCAAAAUGACGAGACCUUCAAUGUUAUUAGAUGGAUCAUCAGAUUUUGUGCUUACUUAUGAAGAUAAAGAUGGAGACCGGAUGCUUGUUAGAGAUGUUCCUUAGGGGUGUUUAUUGCACGAUCAUACCAAAUCAUUUGAAAUGUCUCGGAUUUCGUUCAUUUGUCCUGAGAUUAUGUCAAGCACUAGAAUCAAGGCCGACCCUGGAGCGCCAACAAUGUAUUUGAGAAAAAAUUUCCAAGCUGAAAUUGAAAAGGAGAAGAUGGGUAAUCCUAACCUAACCAAUUGGUUUUUAAUCCCAUAUAAUCAAGAAAAUCAUUGGAAUUUAUACAUGAUGGACCUACGUAGAGGUUGUGUAUAUAUUUUCGAUUCUGCUAGAGAUCCACGUCGAACAGAUUAUGCAUGGGGAAUCUUGAGUUUGGCAUACCAAGUGUACAAGUGCAAUGGUGGGAGUUGUCCGAAUAAAACGAGUUUUAAGUCGUGUAAACCCAUUCAUAUAGAGUGUGCUCAACAAAUCGGCGGAACGGAGUGUGGCUAUUACGUUAUGAAGUUCAUGUUAGAGAUAGUCACGUUACAUGACUAUGAAGGCCGGCUAGAUGAGGUAACUGGUCUAUACUCCGAGGACUGCACCUUAUGCUAGUGAGGAAAUUGAUGUGGUUCGUGAGCAAUGGGCGAAGUUUUUUACCAACAAGUAUUUAUUAUUGACCUGAGGGAGCUUGAUCGAGUUGGUUUAGAUGUAUAGAACAAUCUUUUAUGUCAAAAUGCAUGCGUACGUUGAAAUUGGAACGUACAUAUAUUUAAAUAUAUUAGUACGUGCACUUUGGUUUUGGGAUGUAUACAAAACUACAAUUAUUGUUUAUAUAUUUGUUAUACAGGUUGCGAUA
Molecule: messenger RNA, 912 nt
Organism: Spinacia oleracea (spinach)
Lineage: Eukaryota; Viridiplantae; Streptophyta; Magnoliopsida; Caryophyllales; Amaranthaceae
Exons: 6
Coding region: 171-668 (165 amino acids)
Biological process (GO): proteolysis
Molecular function (GO): cysteine-type peptidase activity
Source: RefSeq, a predicted model, not a curated record